Messenger RNA from Pecten maximus, 5295 nucleotides. RefSeq lists its product as uncharacterized. Gene Ontology annotation, molecular function: protein binding. The record is from RefSeq and is a predicted model, not a curated record. The transcript has 2 exons. The coding region runs from base 197 to 1867 and encodes 556 amino acids. Lineage: Eukaryota; Metazoa; Mollusca; Bivalvia; Pectinida; Pectinidae.
UGCACACCACUUUAAGAUCUCCAGUUUUGAACACUGCCCUUAGCUUUUUGCAGCCUUUCUAUCUUCAGAUCUAUAUCAUUAUACAUACAUAGGACUGAAAGUGAGAAAAACGCUGGUGGGGAACGUUGGUCAAUUGGAAAUCUAAUGCUUGUCAUACAGACAAAAUUUGAAAUCAAGCAAGGCAGGGUAAGCCAAGAUGAAGUUUGAACUGGAGAUACUCUUCAUUCUACUUGGAAGUCAAAUAGUAAUGUCCGAUCAAAUCUGCCCAAAUGAUUUGUCUGCAAAUUGUGAAUGUAAACGUCAAUCAAAGAAAGCCUUUGUCACUUGUCUAUAUUCAGAUCCUUCAAACAUUGCAAAGAUACUUUCUACACAAGCAGGACAAUUACAGCCAUCAUGGAUCAUUCACUAUUUCGGAAUACCAAACAACAAUUUGACAUAUCUACCAAACAAUUACUUUGAUGGCUUUGAUGUGAUAUCCCUUGUAAAUGUCAGUGGCAACCAUUUUAAGUCAGUGCCAGCUGCAAUGAAGCAACUAUCGAAAACCACGGAGAUAGAUUUAUCAUCCAAUCAGCUGGAUUCUCUAAACAUUACAGACUUAUCUAGAUUUAAAAAUCUAAGAAAAUUAGAUCUGUCAGACAACAAAAUCACAGAGGUAGUUUCAACUUACACUGGAGCAAGAAUACCAACAGUACGAGAAAUUAAUCUGAGUUCUAACGACAUAGCCAGUAUCGAACCAAAAGCCCUACUCUCUUUUCCAAAUCUGAGGAAUCUGAUCAUGUCUGGAAAUCGAAAUUUUGAAGCCAUCAGUGCCGUCCAGUUCCCAGAACACAUUUCUGCUAUGAGAUUGGAGUCCACCGGGAUAAAGACGAUUGAUAUGUGUAAAUUCAAGCAUUUGAAUGACCUUGAAAGCCUGAAUCUUGAUGACAAUGAUUUAGAUUGUACCUGUGAUUUGUUUACAUUGUUUUACUGGGUGGAAAGUAACCGUGACGACGGUUUAGUACACGAAGUACAUGGAGAUGAUCCAAAAUGGGAUUGUCUGGAAAACGGUGUAACUGUCAAUAUAUCAGAAUUUGGAGCUAGAAUGUGUAAUGCUACCAGUUCUUUACUUCAAACUGACAUAUGUACAGAAAUAAUGCACAAUAUUAACAUUAAUUUUUCACUGCCCAACAUCUCAAACAUUGAACUCAUAGUUGAAUCAGCUGAAAGCGAAGAAAUUGUCCUUGAAUGGGAUUCACCGAACACUACAAUUUUGUACGGCUUCAUUAUUGUUGCUUCUCUGGUCGGCUCCGAAGAAGAGCCGUUUUACAAGUCAGCGAUUCUACAUCCAGACACAUUUUCUCAUACUGUGCAAGGUUCCGAUGUAAAGUCUGGAAACUUCAAGGUGUGUGUACAGGUAUUGCUGUAUAAUGAAACCACUGUUGGUACAGAAGACUGCAAGACAGUCUACAUCUUCUCGACACAAAUCAUUGUUGGAAUUCUAGCUGGAGUGGUCUUCAUUGUACCGUUCAUGGGCAUACUGUUCUGUAUCAUACGACUCGAUCGAAAAAACAGUAGAAAAGAAAAAUAUUUUUACAUCCAAAAUGAACUGGAUGUGGAAGCAAAGAAAAUUGCAGAAGUUAGUAAUGAAAAGCAAGAACAGUCUUCUGAUCAGAAAAAAUCUGCGGCUCUUUCCUUUACAGCGUCUAAGACAUUACCACCAGUUACAGCUCAGGGAUCAAGUCCCGUAGGAUCCAAGUCAGGGAACGAGAACCAGGGUUUUGCAGAUGGAGAUAAAAUUGAAGUGAAGAUUACUGAAUCAUCCAAAGACAAGGAUCCUAAACCUACAACACAGGGACAGCAAUACGGUGCUAUCUCAUCAAAUUUGUAGACAGCACCAAGCAGGGACCACAAUACGGUGCUAUCUCGUCACAUUUGUAGACAGCACCCAGCAGGGUCCACAAUACGGUGCUAUCUCGUCACAUUUGUAGACAGCACCCAGCAGGGUCCACAACACGGUGCUAUCUCGUCACAUUUGUAGACAGUACCCAACAGGGACCACAAUACGGUGCUAUCUCGUCACAUUUGUAGACAGCACCAAGCAGGGACCACAAUACGGUGCUAUCUCAUCACGCUUGUAAACUCCACCCAGCAGGCACCACAAUACUGUGAUAUCUCGUCAGGCACCACAAUACAGUGCUAUCUUGCAGGCAACACAAUACCGUGCUAUCUCAUCAGACACCACAAUACAGUGCUAUCUCGUCAGGCACCACGAUAUAGUGCUAUCUCGUCAGGCAUCACAAUAUAGUGCUAUCUCGUCAGGCACCACAAUACAGUGCUAUCUCGUCAGGCACCACAACAAAGUGCUAUCUCGUCAGGCACCACAAUACGGUGCUAUCUCGUCAGGCACCACAAUACAGUGCUAUCUCGUCAGGCACCACAAUACGGUGCUAUCUCGUCAGGCACCACAAUACGGUGCUAUCUCGUCACGUUUGUAAACUCCACCCAGCAGUGUCUGUGUAAACGCACUAAUAACUACAAUAGGUUUGGAUUUUCAAGUGCCAUUCUCAUUUUAAAGUUAAUGUUUGAGGAAAAUGAUGAACUUGUACUUUGCUAUGUCUUUCAUCAAUGUGGGAUUUUUGUAUAAUAUAAAUAUUUUAAAGUGUAUUUACCUAUAAUCUGUACUUACCUAAUUAUCAUAAUCAUGUAUAUCAUUAAACCUAGAGACCGGAGUUUUUGCCAACAUAUCACUUCAAAUAGUAGAUAGGCUCAUUUCAGGACUACGAAAUAGCACUUGUUGAAUUCUAAUGAACAACAAUGGAUACACGUAUGGGUGGGCUUGAUUUAAUAGUACAUGUAUUUAUGAAUAAUUCCUCUGAACAGCAAUAUAUAUUGGUUGGCUUGUUAUUAGGUAGUGGCUUAUUGCCCGAUAAAUAUGGAAUAUGAUCAUAAUAAUGAAAAAAAAAAUAUGUGUAGAGGAUGAAUGAUUUUUCACUUUUUGCCAGUUUUUGCUUAUGACUUUACUGAACACUAGCACUGUGUAAUUAAUCAAAUAUAUGAUAUUCUUGUAAAGGGCAUUUGGGUUAUUCAAAUAAUAUAUACUUUGGGAGGAUUCCAGAAAUACAGAAAUUCUUUUAUAUACAUGGUGGGCACAAAAGUGUACCUUUAUAAUAUAUAUUAUAUGGUGUUGUUUUACUUAAAUCACUGCAGCAGUAGGUGGUUUCUGUUAGACAAAACUGGAGUCCUUUCGUUGGGUAGAUAUUUGACAAAAUGUCCCUUAUCCAGCACCCAUACAAAAACCAUGGCUCUCAAUGCCGUUAUUGUCCAGUAGGGCCUUUCAAGUUAAAACUUUAGCUAAAACUUUUCCACUUUGUUGUUUAAUGUUGCAAUCAUUAAUUAUGCAUCUACAUUUUGAUUUUAACAUAGCCAUUGUGUCUCGCGUAUUUCUACAAAACAAAUUAAUGAUUUUAUUUGAAUUGUUCAUUGAAUCCAUGGCUAGAUUAGAAUCAGGCUUUAGUACAGAUAACUCAAUAUGUUUGCUCUCCAUUUCAAAAUUUAAUAUUCUAUCCUAUAUACUAUCCUAGAUAUAGACUGUCAAAAUAAAUGAACACCAUUAAAAAAACUGUAAACACUUUUAAAAUCAAAUAGGCUGGAUAAUCACAGGAAAAUCAAGAAUUAUUUUAAAGCUAAAAAUUCAGUGAUGUAGCAAAAUCUGCAUCCAUAAAAUUUAUGUAUUGAGUCUGAAAAAGAGGAUUUCCAUAUCCUGCACCAGAAAAUAAAUCCAAUCUAAUAUAACUUAAAAUAUUAUAAACUUCAACAGCUUUUUUUCAGCUUCAAACAACCUUUUUUUAGCUGCAGUAUCUUUUUUUAUAGCUUCAGCAUCUUUUUUUAUAGCUUCAACAACCUUUUUUUAGCUUCAGUAUCUUUUUUUUAUAGCUUCAGCAUCUUUUUUCAUGCUCCUGAUGUUGUGGUUUUGUAAGAUGUCUAACUGUAACCUAACAUUCAACAGACUCCAGCUUACUAUGCGGACAGUAAUACUCUCGACUCCAAAUUAAGAGACUUACUAUGCGGACAGUAAUACUCUCGACUCCAAAUUAGGAGACUUACUAUGCGGACAGUAAUACUCUCGACUCCAAAUUAGGAGACUUACUAUGCAGACAGUAAUACUCUCGACUCCAAAUUAAGAGAUAACCGUUUUCCAAAUCAUUAUCAUUUAAUACCUUAUUUGAUAAAAUAUGAUGUAAACUGUUAAUGUUUAUGUGUUCAUGUGUCAAGGAUAAAGGUGCAGAUUGCUCCAAACUUAAAACUGUCCAACACUGGAUUUACUUAAUAUUUGUCCCAAAAAUAAAUAAAUUAAUAUCAAAGAUAUAUUUCUUACUUUGCUCAGGAUAUAUACAAUAUACAUUCUUUGUAGAUUUACAAGAUUUUCCAGUAUAUAAAGGAUAUUGAAUUGUUUUUCUAUUUCAAACCUUUACAGUGAAGAUUUUUCCUGAAUAAAAUGAGAAAGUUUUACACAUUCAAUAUAACAAUAUUCCAGUUUCCAUAAACUUUGAAAGAUAUUCUUAUUUCUUCUUAAGAAUUUUAUUUUUUUAGAAAUUAACACAAGGAUAUUGUUAUUGACCACUUGUUUGUGUUAAUGUUUUGUUUUUUUUGUGAUUAUCACCCUAUGAACAUCAUUUUGAGGCACAUUCUGUAUGCAGUAAAUGUUUCUGGUUACCUCACUUGAUUACAUAUAUAAGUGCUAUUGGGAACAAUUGGUAGGAGUUAAGUGUCUUCAAUGGCUAAGAAUACAACCAAAACAACAUCAGAUGGUCCAUGACCUCAGCUUCCUGAGAGUCACAAACAUCUCUGAUUUGAGAUCAAAAACACACAUCUCAGAAUGCCGCCUCAGGUUACUUAUUGCCCGAUACACGAGGACGGAUAUUGCUGCUACAAUUGUCUGUGUAGUACAAUUCUAAUAUCUUGUUACCUACAUGAUGAACCUUGCAUAAUACCAACUUAACUUUAAAGAGAUUUAUUAAAAUCUAUAUGCAGUACAUAGUAUAGACUUUUUUCAUGUAAAGGGGAACAACUCCCCGGAAUUGAAAAGCAAAUCCUCGAUUAAGUUAAAACUAAAUACAAUUUGAAAAUAUUUAGGCUGUUUUGUUUUGUUUUUUUACAUUAGGCUGGUAUUUUAUUUGAAAACAUUGUGGCUUGUGUUUUAUUGUUUUAUUGUUUUGAUGUAAUUACAUUACAGAGUAUUUAAUAAAUGUUGUUUUUAAUGAUCAUAACAUGAAAUGUAUUUUUAUUAUGUAAAUAAAAGUUAUAUAAAAAUUGUUA